Messenger RNA from Arabidopsis lyrata subsp. lyrata, 1888 nucleotides. Its product is annotated as glutathione S-transferase U23. The record is from RefSeq and is a predicted model, not a curated record. Gene Ontology annotation, biological process: glutathione metabolic process. NCBI's taxonomy places the organism in Eukaryota, Viridiplantae, Streptophyta, Magnoliopsida, Brassicales, Brassicaceae. Gene Ontology annotation, molecular function: glutathione transferase activity. Gene Ontology annotation, cellular component: cytoplasm.
GCAUUCGCCUAUAAGAUUAGGAAGAUAUAAUGUGUCUAAAAGUCUUACUGAUUCUAUCUCACGUCUCUAUGUUCACUGGUUUUUUUAAGUUUAUCUGUGCCUUCUAUGGAUAUUGUCCCUUUCUUUCAAUUUUCACCAAAUAUUAUUUAUUUCUUGUCACUCACGAAAUGGUUCCUUUAUUUUGAAGAGGUCUAUAGUGUUGUGCUUAGGCUCAUAGAUGCUUGUUAUAAAAAGUUUUUUAAAAAGUUUGGUGCUUGUAAAACUGAAAACAAAAAAGACAUAACAUUGUCUCAAAACGUAUCAAGUAUCUAUAUCAUGCAUUAAUCAAACAAAAAUCCCAAACACAUAAUAUCAACUCAACAAUAAGCCUAAUUUUGAUCAAAAUGUUGUCCAAUAAGUGUUCGUUUUAUUGUGGCUACAGGCAAUUGCCUUUUUUCCAAAGCAGGUCCACUUAUUCUCAUCUUUUGUAAAAAAGUUGAUUGAAAUGGAGAUUAGAUACGAAACUCUUCUUUAUCUUGGCUCUAUAAUAACAAUUCUCUCUUCCUCACCGAGCUUCACCGCCAGCUAAAAAUGGCGGAAGAGAUUAUCCUAUUAGAUUACUGGGCGAGUAUGUUUGGGAUGAGGACAAGGAUUGCUUUGGAGGAGAAAGGAGUGAAAUAUGAGUAUAGAGAAGAAGAUCUGAGUAACAAAAGCACUUUACUUCUUGAGAUGAACCCUAUUCAUAAAAAGAUCCCGGUUUUGAUCCAUAAAGGUAAACCAAUCUGUGAAUCGAUAAUCCAAGUUCAGUAUAUCGACGAGCUCUGGCCCGAUACAAACCCGAUUCUUCCUUCGGAUCCUUACCAGAGAGCUCAAGUUAGAUUUUGGGCAGAUUACAUCGACAAGAAGACAUACGUACCAUGCAAGGCUUUAUGGUCAGAAACAGGGGAGAAACAAGAGGCAGCGAAGAUGGAGUUCAUUGAAGUACUCAAGGUCAAGACACUUGAUUCAGAGCUUGGAGACAAUCCUUUCUUUGGAGGAAACGAAUUUGGACAUGUGGACAUUUCCAUUAUCGGAUUCUAUAGUUGGUUCCGGAUGUACGAGGAGGUAGCAAAUCUCAGCAUCGUAGCAAAGUUUCCUAAGCUAAUCUCGUGGGCACAGAGGUCUUUGAAGAGAGAGAGUGUAGCUAAAGCCUUGCCUGACUCUGAUGAAGUUCUUAAGUCGGUCUCUGAUCAUCGGAAGAUAGUUUUAGGAAUCGAUUAGAUUGAUGUGUGCAUGUGUUUCAGGUUUGUCAAUAAGUCGGGUAUAGACCAAUGAAUGUUUGUGGUGGGAUUUGAGUGACGCAUAAGUUAGAUUAUGUUGUGGGUGAUAAUAGAUUAUCAUUUGUAUUAGUGUAAAGUAAAAACGAAAGGUUGUUUUGUAAUACUGAUGUAACGUUCAUCGUCAUUUCUCUACCAUUUUAAUUUUUGAUUUGAAACCAAACUAAUCAAAAACAGAAAUUCAAACCACUCUUCGUUGGAUAAAGGACGACGAAAUUUUUAUUUGUCGCCAACGUUAACGUCGUUGAAAGCAAAAUUUGGAAAUAUUUGUCAAACAGUGUCACAGAGAGUACAAAAAAAAAAAGAGCAAUGCAACAAGAGAGUACGUUUACAUGGAGACUUGGUACUAUUAUGAUUCUUUAAGUAUACGAAUGAACCCCUCAUUAUGUGUUACCUUUAUCCAGUAACCUUUUUCUUUUUUUGGUUCUACAGACUAUCCACUAUCCAGGUUCAAAAAUAAUGCGCAAAAACAUAUUUUUCAUCGUAGAUAACAAAUAAAACGUUACAUUUCUUCAUUGUACCACGCAAGAAUAAUUUAGAAUCCAUUACCAAUACCAGGAAGAAGAAAUUUGAAAAGCAAAUGGUUAGUAGAU